Misgurnus anguillicaudatus (oriental weatherfish) is the source of this 6701-nucleotide messenger RNA. It is a transcript of the gene bach2a, whose product is annotated as BTB and CNC homology 1, basic leucine zipper transcription factor 2a. Gene Ontology annotation, molecular function: RNA polymerase II cis-regulatory region sequence-specific DNA binding; DNA-binding transcription factor activity, RNA polymerase II-specific; protein binding. Lineage: Eukaryota; Metazoa; Chordata; Actinopteri; Cypriniformes; Cobitidae. The record is from RefSeq and is a predicted model, not a curated record. Gene Ontology annotation, biological process: regulation of transcription by RNA polymerase II.
ACCGCCAUGACGUCAUCGCCCCAAUGUCAACAAUGUAGCAAUUUAGAGGAGGCGCGUGCUGGAAAUCCCACAAUCAGCAAAGAGCAAAGCAGAAGCGCGCGGUCCCGCGUGUAGCUCAACGCAGACGGAGAUUGAACGCGAUUUCAACUGUUUUAAAGACAAACGAAUAACCGUGCAUGGUCCGGCUGUUAAAGAGCGUCUUACGGAUAACGGAGACCAUGUGAAAGCGUCUUCGUGCAGGAACAAGUGAAAGUUUAGACUGUGUUGUUUGUGGUCCAACCCUUGAACAGACGAGGCAAUGUCUCAGCACCAGAAAGCUUACGUCAAUGCCUUUGGAUCCAGUCAAUAGAGCUGCACUGACAUUUUUGGGUCUUCGUGCUGCAUUUAGUCACUAGUGGAUGGCAGGCUCCGAGUGAGGAAUGUCUACGGAGGAGAAGACUGAAGCUCCCAUGUAUGUGUAUGAGUCGACAGUGCAUUGUGCCAACAUCCUCCUGUGCCUAAAUGAACAGAGGAAGCAGGACGUUUUGUGUGAUGUGACGGUGCUAGUGGAGGGGAGGGAGAUCCGUGCCCACAGGGCAGUGCUUGCGGCCAGCAGCCAGUAUUUCUCACUGCUGCUCAGGGGUCAGACUGAACAUGAGCCUGUCAUCAGUCUGCCGCAGAAGAUCACCGAGAGAGGGUUUGGCCCACUCCUGCAGUUCGCUUACACAGCCAAGCUGUUACUAAACAGGGAAAACAUCCAGGAUGUCAUGUGUUGUGCCGAAUUCCUAGGCAUGCACAACCUAGAAGACUCUUGCUUCCUCUUCCUACAGGACCAGAUGAAAAGUGAGGUUGACAACACACACACCAGCCAAAACCCUCCAUCACCUCAACCUUUGAACCAUCAUGGGUCAAAGGGCAUAAACAUGCCACAGGACGAUUCUAAAUCGCCUCUGUUUGGAUCGAGGCUGCACCCCUGUGACCUCAGCCUGUCGAAAAGUGGGGAGGAAUUACAAGCAAGCGGUGACCUGUCAGACCAACCUCAUUAUCCCAAAUAUAGAAAGUAUCAGCACAACAUGAACACCUCCUCAUACAGCAGUACCUCAAACUUGGGCCCGGAUCUCUCCAAAGUGAAAGAAGAACCAACCAGUGGAGAGGAUUUUGAGCCACUGGACCUGUCUGAGGUUGAGCAGGAUGGUUUGGUUAAGGGUAGGGGGACUGAGAUGGACAUCGAGAUGGACAUGGAAAUGGAGUUAGAUGAUAGAAUGCUUAGUUCAACACCUGAUGAACUUCCUGUUAGCAAAUGUUUACCAGUGUGCCUGCGCUCCUUUGUAAAUAAGGAAGUCGCUUCGGAUCAGUGUCUUAUCGCUGAUCUGCAGCGUGCCAACAAGACAUCUCAUGUUACUCAAGGUGAAUUUCAAAAGGACUAUCAGGCUUUCAUUGGGCAACUUGGCAUGGAUUCCUCAAAGAGGGCAGAGAAGUUAACCGAUAACCUGUCCAAAUCCCUUUCAUUUGAGAGCGACCGAAGAAGUGUCAUCUUUUCGUCUCACACCCCCAACCAUCUUUUGGCACCGGCACAUUCCUACCCUCGUGAAAGUUAUCUAUGUCAGGAUACCUGCGAUGACCCAUGGUCGGGUUCCAGUCAGUCAUUUCCCUGUUCCCAAACGUUGUCCCCCACUUCUGCUUCUCAGGAGCCCCUAGUGUCCUACCCCCGACGCCUGAAGAGCAGCUGUCCGGUGCCCAUUAAAAUGUGUCCCCGCUCCUCUCGUACCGAGAGCAACAUUAGGACCUCCAGCUCUUGUUCUUCCUAUUCGUAUGCUGAGGAUGGCAGUGGUGGUUCUCCUUCCAGCCUGCCCCAGUUUGAGCUCUCUACCUCUCCCUGUUCCACCAUGGAGCGGUGCCUGACACUCGAACACAGGGAGCACAGUAUGUCCGGGCCACCGAAGAUCAAGUGCGAGAAAUCGUAUGACACUAAUUCUAGUGACGAGUCCGGAUCGUUCUCUGAUGGAGAUAGCGAAUCAGGUCCGAGCAAAGAGCGCAGAGAAGAGGUGAAACUGCCUUUCUCAGUGGACCAGAUCACAGAGCUUCCACGGAACGACUUUCAGCUGAUGAUAAAGAUGCACAAACUGACCUCAGACCAGCUAGAAUUCAUUCACGAGAUGAGACGGCGCAGUAAAAACCGUAUCGCGGCUCAGCGGUGCCGGAAGAGAAAGCUGGACUGCAUCCAGAACCUCGAGCAUGAAAUACAUAAACUGGUGUGCGAGAGACAGAAGCUCCUAACAGAACGACACCAUCUGAAGGUCUGUAUGGGAGAACUCUGGGAAAACUUUUCCUUUUUAUCUCAGGAGGUCUGCAGAGAGGAACAGCAGAGUCCAGGUCAGACACAAACUCUGUAUCAACUGCACCCUGAUUAUUCCAGUUCAGUCAGUACAGACCAUAGUGUCUCUCCCAGUCCCAUCAGUAUAGACCUCACUCUCACCUCCCGUAGCACUUUGGUGACAUCACCAGGGUUAACUGACUGUCAGGCCACAGCUGGGUCACCACACCCACAUGUACGAGCACACAGAGAGGCUGUGACUUGCCAGGAUGUCGUCACCUCUAUGAGGUCAGAGCCGUCGCUUCAGACGAGCGCUUUGAACGUAACCAGCGAUUUCUGCCAGGAAAUGACUGAGAAGUGCACCACAGAAGAGCCCAAAAAAUGCUGAGUCUAGUGAACUGGAUUUUUAUUAAACAAGAAUAUUGGUUCAGUCUUUUUUAAAUGUAACAAUUUUUACAACUGUUAUAUUUAGUUUGUUGCUACUCUAUAUGGUCAAGUUCGGUUGUGUCUCUUUUUUAGUGUUUGCACAUGUGGAUGUUGUCAUAUGUGACUCUGGACCACAAAACCGGUCAUAAGAGAUUUAUACAUCAUCUGAAUGCUGAAUAAAAAGCUUUUCUUGAUGUAUGGUUUGUUGGGAGGGGUAACUGCCUAAUAAAUUGGGGCGAUUAUAACGAUUAAUUGCCUGUUUAGGGCUUUGACAAUUAGGACGAUUAAUUGUCUGUUUUAUUGCUUUGACAUUUAAUUAAUUUUUUUUGUUUGUUCAUUAAAUAAUUUUUACACAUUGUGAUUAUUUAAAUUAAAUAUUUUCAGAGGUUUACCUGUCAGUAAAUAUUAAUAGACAUAACACAUAUUUAAUAGUAAUUAUUUAAUGAAUAUAUCUUUCAUAAACUGAAAAUUCUUCAUUAGAAAUAAACACAAUAAAGUGUCUAAAAAUGAAUUAAAAUAAAAAUGCAAUAAAAAACUGAUUAUACCAGAACAGGCCUUAAAUAGUAGCCAAUCCUACUAAGGUCGUAUUAGUACUGGACCACAUGUCUUUAAUGGCUGCAAAAAAAAUCAUAUCCUUAAGAAUAGCAUCCUUUACUUCCCUAAAUUAGGAAUUGCUGUUAUGGAAAUGUAUGUUUUACCUGGCAGUUCAUACUGCUUAUCAAAGUUUUGCAGCAUUACUUUAAAUGCAGUUUUUUUCCCACUGUAUUGAAUGGCUUUGCAAUGUAUCGCGUUACGCUUUCAGUUAAGGAGUGCUGCAGCUCCCCCUUGUGUUUUUAGAGAGAUGUGCAAUCAUUGUGGUGAUCGGAAAUCAUCUCAAUGAGGUCAAACAAUGGCGAUGAGAUGAUUAUUUAAUCAUUGUGACAACCCUAGUUGGGAUAGGACUGAGAUAUUUGACCGUGAUGCAACUAUUUGAAAAUCUGGAAGCUGAGGUGCAAAGAAAUUAAAAUUUUGGGAAAAUUGCCUUUAAACUUGUCCAAAUGAAGUCCUUAGCAACUGCAUCCACUUACAAUUAUUUUUAAAUAUAUUUAAAAAUUACAAAAAAAGGAAAAUUAAAAAACAAAUCUUCAUUGAGCAUGAUCUUUACUUAAUAACCUAAUGCAAUUAUUUGUAAUUUGAUACGUUUUUUUUUUUUUUUUUUUGCUUUUGCUACAUAUAUACCCAGGCUACUAAAGGCUGGUUUUGUGGUCCAGGGACACAUAUAUUGUAUCAAGUUCUCAAAUUUAUCUCAGGAAAUGCAAUUUUUGUUAUUGUUUUUUGGCAACUUUAAAUUAUGCAGCAUAUGCAAAUGUGAUAUUGAUGUGUUUAAAAACAGUUUUGACUGCACCGUUUUGUGUUCCAGCAUUCCCAAUGUACAUCAAGAAAAAAAAUCUAAAAAAAAAGAGAAACUUUUAAAUGGCUUGAUUUUUAAUUACGUUUUUUAACAAUUAUUUCCUAAAGCCAAAUAGUCUGAGUUUGUCAGCAAAGAAAAAAUAACUGAUGUAAAUAUGAAAUUUUCUAAUAAAUCAGAUUUGAUUUGACUCCACCUCGAUUCAUAUUUAGCUGCAUAUCCUCUUAAAUAUUUUGCGAUGAAGCAUCACUCCAUACAGAAACAAUUUUUUAAAGAUUUUUUAAAGCUCAGUUUUCUAGACGAUUAAAAUGAUUGAUCAACGACAUCUGUUUUAUUUACAGCUCUUUGAUAAAUGUACACUUUGAUAAAUUUAAUUAUUCUGAUUUGGUACAUUUUGAAAAAUUAAAUCAGUCUGACUUGGUACAUUUUGGCAGCUCUGUAGGGCACAUGUGCACAUUUUUUGAACAUUGUUGAACAUUUUUACUGUUGUCAGAUACUGUAUCAAAGCAAAUGAAUGGGUAACACUUUACAAUAAGGUUGUAUUUGUUAACAUUAGUUAUUCCAUUAGCUAAUAAACAUCAACAUACAUUUUUUAAUUGGUUUCACUUUAUUAUAAGGGUACACUCUUAAAACGAAUGUGUUAAAAACAACACAUUAGUGUUGAUUCUGGGACAACACACUAAAUGCGUUGUCCUGGAAUCCACCCAUCUCUGUGUUAUUAUUGAAAUAACACAUUUUGUGUUACUUUUAACACAACUUGUGUUUUAUUUUAACACAAAACCAACACAAAAUGACACAAAAUGUGUUAAAAUUACACAUAAUGUGUUAAAAGCUGAAAGCACAAAUAUGUGUAAAAGAUUAACACAUCCUUUCUAAUAGUGUACAUGAAUCAUAAUAAAGACAUAAAUGUAUUUUUACUUAAACAUGAACUAAUGCUGAGUUAAGGCAUGUACUAAUCAUAAACUAAUAAAGAGUCAUCAUUAAGUACAACAUGACAUGUUUUUUUGUUGUUGUUGUUGUUAAUGUAUUAAUUUUCAAUGAAUUCAUGUGUUGAGUUGUAGUUAAUGAUGUAGUACAUGCCUUAACUCAGCUUUGGUUCAUUUUUAAGUACAACUUGGUUUUUCAAGUCAAUUCAACCUACUAUUUUAGUUUUGGUUUAAAAAAGUUGACAUAACUUAUAAACUCAAGUUGCAAUUGUUUAACUUAAUUUUUUAAGAUAAAUUUACAUAAAAAUAUAUGUUGAUUUUGACAAAAAUUGCGCAUUUUUUACAGUGUAAUGUUAACAAAUACAACAUUAUUGGUUACUAUGUGUAUUAUUGACCUCCUGUGUUGUGUUAUGUCGUAUGUCCUGUGUUUGGAUUGAAUUUCAUUUGGGUUAUAUUCUUGGUUGGUCUGUGGUGUUUUUUUAUGGGAAUGACCGCAUUGUCUAAUAUUAAAAGUAUACGCUUAACUGCAACCCACUCCAAGAAAAUUUUUUUUUCCUGGUAUAUAUACACCUCUGAAAGGUCUCAAUUCAGUUGAUGUUUACUUUUUGUAAUUAGUCUUAAAACACUUCUAAACUUUUUACUUAUUAAAUGACAGUUUAAGCCUUAAAAUAAUAAUUAAAAAACUUUUGUGUAUAACAUUAUUGUAUUGUAAAUGAUCAUGUGUAUGGGUUACUCACUCGCUUGCGUACUGUCACAGUACUGAAGUUUAAAACCAUGUCAUUAAUUUAACUGAUUUACUUACAAAUGGUCGUAUAUUGCAUGACUUUAAAAAAGAGAUACACAUUUAAAAAAUAUGUGACCCUGGACAACAAAACCAGUCAUGAGGGUCAUUUUUUUAUUUGAAAGCUGAAUAAAUAAGCUUUUCAUUUAUGUGUUUGUUAGGAUGGGACAAUAUUUGGCAGAGAUACAACUAAUUGAAAAUCUGAAAACUAAGUUAGCAAAAAAUCAAAAUAUUGAGAAAAUCGCCAAAAGUUGUCCAAAUGAAGUCCUUAGCAACACAUAUUACUAAUGAUAAAUACAUUUUUAUAAAUUUACAGUACGAAAUUUACUAAAUAUCUUAAUGGAACAUGAUCUUUAUUUAAUAUCCUAAUUAUCUUUGGCAUAAAAGAAAAAAAUAUAAUUUUGACCUAUACAAUAUAUUGUUGGCAAUUGCUGUAAACAUACUCAUAUAUGACUGGUUUUGGGGUCCAGGGUCACAUAAUAUAUCAACAAACAUGGCAAUCAAAUAACUUUGGCUUAAUUUAAAAUCAAUUCAAUGCAUCACAAAAGUUCUCUGUAUAUAAAUAUGACCACAGGGACGUUGUUCUUGUGAUUUAACUAUACUGUAGAUGAACAUUUGUGUAUAUACACAGCAUUUUAUCAAUUCUUUGUUAUAUUGUGAUGCACUAUUGUGAUAUGAAGGGCGAAUAUGAAUAUUCAUCAUGAGUUUACAUGAAGUGAGGAAAGUCUGAAACAUUCACAGAUCUACCUGUAAUAUCGAUAUACCUCUCAUCUCUGACAAGGUUUGUAGCACAACCGGUUUACAACCUUUUAUAAGAUGUUUUACAGUCUUUACUUUUGUAUGUAUUGUACAUAAUGAUCCUGUUUAUAGAUAUUUGUUGCAUUUUUU